Aphanomyces astaci is the source of this 543-nucleotide messenger RNA. RefSeq lists its product as hypothetical. Bases 15 to 326 code for a protein of 103 amino acids. The transcript has 3 exons. The record is from RefSeq and is a predicted model, not a curated record. Lineage: Eukaryota; Oomycota; Saprolegniomycetes; Saprolegniales; Verrucalvaceae.
CAACCAAGUUGGGAAUGGAAAGCAGCAACAACUGGGACACGACAGGUAUAAUGGUAGAUGAGCAAGAGGUGGGAAGGGGCGGCCGGGGAAACUACCGAUGCAGUCGGUGCGGCGAGCCAAAGAAGGGUCACGUGUGUCCAUAUCAGCCUGGAAACUACAAGUGCAUCAUGUGCGGAAACGUGAAGAAGAACUGUACGUGCGGCGUCCCUUUGACACGCACGAUUGCCGUGCAGUGCGAAAUGGAUGAAGACAUGACGACACGGGUGCUCGACUUGCGAAUGCAGGGUGUAUUUGACGUCCCUGCGUCCGGGCCAUUUGAACUGUAGACGUUAUCGAAGAGACUCUUGCCGUUGAUUCCUGCAGUGGUGGAGCGACACACUGGUUCCAUAUCGUUCCUGGGGCACCACCACCACCAGUGGACGAAUUCGAAUCCUUUCUACAUCGACCCGUCCUAUGUGACUGCAGCACCUACAGUCGAGAGUACACGCUUGUCGAACGAGAUGGUUCCAAUAUUCGCAUGAACUCACAAGGUACAAUACAAAA